UCUGAACUCGGAAUAUCCGAUUUUUAUAUGAAUGAAGAUUUCUAUAGCAUGCCUGGAUUUACUCUUACGUCAAAUCCCAGCAAAUGGUGUGGAGCACCAAUUCAUUGGUACAUGAACGAUACGGCACUGCCUGUCGCAAAUGAAACAAUUACUAAAAAAGUAUGCGUGGCUGAUGGAACGAACUGUUCGUAUUGGAAAAUGAUCAGGGUUAAAAACUGCUCAUCGGUCGACUACAGAUUUCAUUUAUCCCCAACGGAUGCGUCUGAUGAAGCCUAUUGUAUCGAGUCCUUGAAUGGAACAAAUACUGGUGAUCCUGCCCCUGACGUUUAUUAUAUAAAGCCAAAACACUCGUUCAAGCUAGAGUUUAGGAGUUAUAUUUUAGAACCAAACGACCGGCCACUUCUAUAUACUGUUAAGUGGUAUGUAAGGGACACAAGUGGGCGAUUGAAGCAUUUACGCACCAGUACCACAGCUAAAAUUAACAACGGACAGUUCAACGAAACAACAACACUUUUGUUGUUGUUGUUUUUGUAUUUUGUAUUUGUUUGUUUGUUUCCAUCGUAAUAUAUUUAUUAAAUAAUU
Dreissena polymorpha is the source of this 582-nucleotide messenger RNA. RefSeq lists its product as uncharacterized. The transcript is spliced from 4 exons. Lineage: Eukaryota; Metazoa; Mollusca; Bivalvia; Myida; Dreissenidae. Bases 28 to 564 code for a protein of 178 amino acids. The record is from RefSeq and is a predicted model, not a curated record.